GUGACAUAGAAGGCGGGUCUUAUCCGGAUACGGGAGAACGAGCGUUUGGAUGUCAGUCAGCAUCCUUGGUAGGAAAGGAGGCGUCCAGAUCCUGUCUUUUUUUCUUUCGCUCUGUUUAUCACAAUAAAUGGACUUCCAGUGAGUGAAUGGACGGCGUCCAUGCCCAACCUGGGAUGUGGCUCUGUGUGAAUGUGAUCACGAUCCUGUGAACUCCUGCCUUGUGGUGAUAGUAAAAGUCUGAAAAUCCAGCCAUGUUAGCCCGGAAAGGUCUGGUGCCCGAAGGAUUUCUGUUAACGCGCCUGGCUGAAGAUGCCACCCAGCAUAACCGCUUCCGCAGCAAAUCGCAGCGGGCCCGCUUUAUCACCAAGAAUGGAUCAUGCAACGUUGCUCACAAGAAUAUACGGGAACAGGGUCGGUUUCUGCAGGAUGUUUUUACCACCAUGGUGGACCUUAAAUGGCAGCACUCACUCCUCAUCUUUACCUCAGCAUUCCUCUGCUCAUGGAUGCUUUUUGCAAUGAUGUGGUGGCUCCUGGCCUUCGCUCAUGGUGAUCUGGAGCCUCGAGAUCCCAAUGAGCCUGGGCCUGUUCCCUGUGUCACUGCCAUCCACUCUUUCACUUCAGCGUUCCUUUUCUCCAUCGAGGUGCAGGUGACCAUUGGUUUUGGUGGGAGGAUGGUCACAGAAGAGUGCCCGAUGGCCAUUGUGGUUCUGAUCAUCCAGAACAUUCUGGGCCUCAUCAUCAACGCCGUCAUGCUGGGCUGUGUAUUCAUGAAAACGGCUCAAGCCAAUCGGCGGGCAGAGACGCUCAUCUUCUCCCGGAACGCCGUCAUCGCGCCACGCAACGGCAAACCCACGUUGAUGUUUCGCGUUGGAGACCUAAGGAAGAGUAUGAUCAUAUCGGCUACCAUUCAGAUGCAGGUGAUUCGCAGGAUGGUGACGGCAGAAGGGGAGGUGAUUCCAGUCUGCCAACUUGACAUCCAGGUGGAAAACCCACUCAGGAGCAAUGGCAUCUUCCUUGUCUCGCCCCUCAUCAUCAGUCACACUAUUGAUAGAGGAAGCCCCCUGUAUGAGCUUUCAGCCCAGUCGCUGGCCAAUGAAGAUCUGGAGAUCAUAAUUAUUCUGGAAGGCGUCGUAGAGACCACAGGUAUCACCAUGCAGGCGCGCACAUCUUACACACCAGAGGAGAUCCUCUGGGGCCGGCGCUUCGUCUCCAUCAUGACCGAAGAGGAUGGACGCUACUCCGUGGAUUACUCCAAAUUUGGUAACACGGUCCCUGUGCGGAUGCCCGCCCUCAGCGCCAAGGAACUGGACCAGACUAGAGGGGUGCAGGACAAUGGCCCUCAUGAGGGUAAGCCUCAGGGAUGGGGACUGGUUCGGGCGGGACGGGGCGGCUACAGGAGGAGCGCGGGCCGGGCUUGUGAGGACACCCAAUCGCGUCCGUGGUACAUUCCAGGAGAGAAAGAUGAGCAGAAUACAAGUAACGAGAAAAACGGACAGAAGAAGAUAGUGAAAUUGGAGGAAAUAGGGAGAGAAAUAGUGGAGGAGACCAUAGAGGAUAUGAGCGAUUAAAGCUAGAAUAUUCAGUAUAUAUACACACAGAAUGUGGAUGUGCAAAUUAUAUAGUAUAGCUAGUCUAUCAGGGAGCUUUUAAUUCAUUUUUUUUUUUGUUAUAGAUUUGAGAAUUAAAGCAGUUGCUUUUUUUUAAUGAAUUGUAAUUUUCCUUUUGUGUUUACUGGAUAUUUCUAUUUUAUACAAGUAAUUGGUGUGUCUUUAAUUUCGCCCAUCACAAUUUUUUUUAUUCUUCAUUGUCUUUGUGGUUUUAAAGUUGUAUCUGCCAUCUGUGUUCCAUUGUUUCAGAAUCAUUAAAGCUGGUAUUGAAUAUCACUA
Messenger RNA from Silurus meridionalis, 1886 nucleotides. RefSeq names its product potassium inwardly rectifying channel subfamily J member 11, like (gene kcnj11l). Gene Ontology annotation, molecular function: inward rectifier potassium channel activity. The record is from RefSeq and is a predicted model, not a curated record. Lineage: Eukaryota; Metazoa; Chordata; Actinopteri; Siluriformes; Siluridae. Gene Ontology annotation, biological process: potassium ion import across plasma membrane; regulation of monoatomic ion transmembrane transport. The coding region runs from base 252 to 1568 and encodes 438 amino acids. Gene Ontology annotation, cellular component: plasma membrane. The transcript has 7 exons.